Messenger RNA from Pelobates fuscus (common spadefoot toad), 3624 nucleotides. RefSeq names its product vomeronasal type-2 receptor 26-like. Gene Ontology annotation, cellular component: plasma membrane. Gene Ontology annotation, biological process: G protein-coupled receptor signaling pathway. NCBI's taxonomy places the organism in Eukaryota, Metazoa, Chordata, Amphibia, Anura, Pelobatidae. Bases 1 to 3624 code for a protein of 1207 amino acids. The record is from RefSeq and is a predicted model, not a curated record. The transcript has 8 exons. Gene Ontology annotation, molecular function: G protein-coupled receptor activity.
AUGUCAACUGGCAGCAACGCUUGGCUUAGCAAAACAGACAUUACCAACGCUUUCAAACUGCUGCCCAUGCACCCAUCACUUUGGCACUUGCACGGUGUUAAAUGGCGAAACAGGUACUAUUUUUCCACACGUCUCACUUUCGGUUCCAGAAGCAGCCCCAAACUCUUUGAUAUUUUCGCGGAAACGCUAUGCUGGCUGCUUCUGAACAUUAUUAGGUGUCACACAGUCAUUCACUACUUGGAUGACUUCCUCAUCAUAGAACCAAGCACACGCACACCCACCGAUAUCCUCAGCACCUCUGCACUUUUCACCACCCUCGGGGUACCUUUAUCUCCCGCCAAAACAAUUGGCCCCACCACUAAACUCAAUUUUCUGGGCAUAGAGCUAGAUUCUGCUACCUUCCGCGCCAGCCUUCCCACUGAAAAACUCGUCCGCCUGAGAGGGGAAAUAGACAUGUUCCUGCGGAGCGAUGUAUGCACCAGGAAAGAACUUCAGUCCCUAUUGGGGUCCCUGAAUUUCGCGAUGCGCAUCGUUCCGCAGGGCAGAUCUUUCGUGUCCAGGCUCCUUUGCCUGCUUCACGGGGUACCGGACGACUGCCUAAUUGCAUUGGACCAGCACGCCAAAGCUGACCUACUCAUGCCUCUUCCGCUAUAUUACAAAUAUGUUCUGACUUUUCGUUUUGCAAUUGAGGAAAUUAAUAGAAAUGUAAACAUUUUACCCAAUAUUACUCUGGGAUUUCACAUGUAUGAUUCCUGUUCUGACGGACCAAAGGCUGUAAAGAGCAUUCUUCAGAUUUUAUCUGGACCAGGAAAGUCAGUUCCUAAUUACCACUGCCGUGGUCGUGGCCAGAUUGCUGGAUUUAUUGGAGAUCACAGUUCUGUUACCACGUUACCUAUGGCACAGAUUCUGGGGGUGUAUAGGUACACACAGAUCAGUUAUGGAGCAACUCAUGAUGUCCUAAAUGACAGAUACCUUUAUCCAACCUUUUUUCGGACACUUCAAAGUGAUAACACUAGUUAUUCUGUGUUAUCAAAGCUGCUGAAACACUUUGGGUGGACUUGGGUUGGUAUUUUGGCCUCUGAUGAUGACAGUGGAGAGAAAGAAACUCUGGUUUUAACUAAACACAUGACCAGUAAUGGAAUUUGUGUGGCCUUUAAAAUUAAAAUAAAAGUUAUUUUAUUAAGAGACACAGACAGAGUCUUAGAGAGUUACAGGAACAUUGUUAAAGAAUCCACUGCUAAUAUUAUAGUUAUUUGUGGGACAUUUUCUCCGUAUGUUGCAAAUUUUUUCAGGGAAACAGGAGAUAUUUUCGCAGAUCGGACAUUAAUCCUUAAUCCUACUUUUGCAGUAAACAAUUUUUUACUUGAGUUUUACCCAAAGACAUUUAAUGGGAGCUUGGCUCUAGAGCAUUUUCCAAUACAAAUGCCAGAUAUGAUGACAUUCUUUAAAAGUUUCCACCCAUUAGAUCAUCCAGAUGAUUGUUUCCUUAAACAUUUAUGGCUGCUGCAUUUUCGCUGUGAUGUAGGAGACCAGAGUUGGCAUGUUCUUAAAGACAUUUAUAAAAUAUCUCUUCAUAAUUGCACUGGGAAGGAACGUCUUACAGAUUUUACGAAUUUUGCUCCUGAUGGACUUUCUCCUCGUGUAUACCAUGCUGUACAUGCCAUGACAGAGGGUCUUCAGCAGAUUAAUUUAUUCCUAAAUAGAAAAAAACAUAUCCACAAGGAUCCAGUACUACCUCCAGGUAGACCUAUUGUGGCAGGGGUGGACUCUUUGUUAUCACCCCUGUCGCAAUACAUUGAUACCCUUUUGCAACCUUUGGUUCUUAAAACUAAGGCUCACUUAAAGGACUCUAUCAACCUUCUUCAAACAUUAGACAAUUUUGUCUGGGUAGAUGGAUAUAUUUUAGUAACCAGUGACGUGGGUAGUCUAUACACGGUCAUUGAACAUCAUGUGGGCUGUGAGGCAGUAGAACAUUUUCUGAGAGCAGCUAAUUCCUUUAAAGACCAACAGAUCAGGUUUAUUGUUGAUGGGAUCAGAAUCAUAUUGCAGAACAAUUUUUUCUGGUUCGAAAAUGAGUUCUAUAUCCAGAGAAGAGAAAUUAGCCGUCAGGAAGUGCAUUUUUUGGACUUGAAAAUAUUCAUAGAGAAUGGGACAGUAAAGACCAAAACGUUCUUCAAAACUGUCGAUGUCAAUAGUUUUAUUGACAUCGACAGUUGCCAUUUCAAGACUUGGCUUUCCAAUAUUCCUAAGGGACAGUUCAUGCGAUUAAAGCGUAAUUGUACUGAUGACAACACUUUUAUUGAACAAUCUGACAUCCUGAAGAAACAAUUUUAUCAGAAAGGAUACGAAAGGGAACAGCUACACCACUAUUUGAGGAGAUUAACAUACUCAUAUGGAUCUAUCAAAAAGGAGUUUUUUAAUGAAAAUGGAGAAUAUGUUACAAUGUAUAAUAUUAUAAAUUGGAAGAUAUUGAAUAAUAAUAAAAUGGUUUAUGAUCUGGUUGGAUAUGUCAAUCCUCAUGCUCUGGAUGAUCAACAAUUUUUCAUUAACCCAACUACACUAACAUGGAAGAGCAAACGGAAUGAGAUGCCAAGAUCUCAAUGUUCAGAGAAUUGUUUACCUGGAAGCAGGAAAAUCCCCAAACCUGGAAUCCAUUCUUGCUGCUAUGACUGUGUCAAAUGUUCAGAGGGAGAAAUCUCCAAUAUUACCGACAGUGAAAACUGCAGGAAAUGCCCGAACCAUGAAUGGCCCAAUGAGGAGAAGGUUCAGUGUGUUCCCAAACAAGUGGAAUUUCUGUCGUACAGUAAUGAUGUGCUAUCUCUUGUUUUUUCAUCAGUCUCAAGUAUCUUUUUACUUCUGACUGCUUUAAUAUUGGGAAUUUUUAUUUUCUAUCAGAAUACACCCAUUGUUAAAGCCAAUAAUAAGACCCUCAGCUUCAUCCUUCUGUUCUCCAUCAUGUUGAGCUUUUUCUGUGUGUUUCUGUUCAUUGGUCGUCCUUUGGAUAUAACCUGCAUGCUGCGUCAAACCUCUUUUGGAGUCAUCUUCUCCGUAGGUGUAUCUUCUGUACUGGCCAAGACUAUCAUGGUUUGUGCUGCAUUCAGAGCUACCAAACCAGACAGUGUGUGGAAAACAGGGAUUGGAGUCAAACUUUCAAACAUAAUAGUCUUAUUUUGCUCAUCUGUCCAAGUUGUAAUAAGUAUUAUUUGGUUGGCUAUUUGCCCCCCAUUUCAGGAGCUGGACACACAAUCUUAUAAGGGAAGGAUUAUCAUCCAGUGUAACGAAGGAUCAGUUAUUGCAUUCUAUUUGGAGUUAGGUUAUAUGGGGAUCCUUGCCGCUAUAAGUUUUGUUAUGGCUUUCAUGGUGAGGACAUUACCGGACAUGUUUAAUGAGGCCAAGUAUAUCACCUUCAGCAUGCUGGUGUUCUGCAGUGUUUGGAUAGCAAUGAUCCCGGCCUAUCUGAGCACCAAAGGGAAGGACAUGGUGGCUGUAGAGAUUUUUGCCAUAUUGGCUUCCAGCGCUGGAAUUUUAGGGUGUAUAUUUCUACCAAAAUGUUACAUUAUUUUAUGCAGAUCUGAAAUUAACACAAAAUCAUAUUUGUUUGAAAAUAAAAAAGUGACAAUAUAA